Molecule: messenger RNA, 3408 nt
Organism: Bacillus rossius redtenbacheri
Lineage: Eukaryota; Metazoa; Arthropoda; Insecta; Phasmatodea; Bacillidae
Product: lysosomal alpha-mannosidase-like
Exons: 17
Coding region: 177-3200 (1007 amino acids)
Biological process (GO): mannose metabolic process
Cellular component (GO): lysosome
Molecular function (GO): carbohydrate binding; alpha-mannosidase activity
Source: RefSeq, a predicted model, not a curated record
AAUUCUUUUAGCUUGUUUUCUACAAAUGCGCACAGUGUUGCCAAGCGUCGUUUGGCAGAUUAUUUUUCUAGUGUGAUCAGUGAUCCUUGUGAUAAAUUAAUAUCUUAAAAUUCCUAAGUCAUCUGCUGUUGCCAGUCGUGUCAGAUAUAACAGGGGUGAAAACACUUUGUGAUGAGAUGUUGCGAAUGACAAAUUUUAUGGCGUACACUUUCGUGUGUACUGUAAUAUUUAUGUAUGCCGGUACUCCGGUUACGACUAUUUCACCUAAUCCACCACCACCGGUUAAAACAUGCGGUUACAAGUCCUGCCCAAAGCUGGACCCAGCCAAGUUGAACGUGCAUCUGAUAGCCCACAGCCACGAUGACGUCGGCUGGCUGAAGACGGUGGAUCAGUACUACUAUGGCAGUCACACAAGCACACAGAAUGCUGGAGUGCAGUACAUCUUGGACUCCGUGAUACAGGAACUGAGACGCAACCCAGAUAGGAGGUUCAUCUACGUGGAGACUGCGUUCUUCUGGAAGUGGUGGGGGGAGAUGCACGACAUGCUCCGGCACCAGGUGAGGAACCUGGUCAACUCGGGGCAGCUCGAGUUCAUCGGCGGGGCGUGGAGCAUGAACGACGAGGCCACCACGCACUACCAGUCCAUCGUCGACCAGUUCACCUGGGGGCUGAGGAAGCUGAAUGACACUUUUGGUAGCUGCGGCCGCCCACACGUCGGCUGGCAGAUAGACCCGUUCGGCCACUCACGUGAGAUGGCGUCGCUGUUCGCGCAGCUGGGCUACGAUGGCUUGUUGUUCGGCCGGCUGGACUACCAGGACAAGCAGCACCGCUUCAUGACCAAGACGGCGGAGAUGGUUUGGGAGGCCAGCCCCAACCUGGGCAAGGCAGCAGACUUGUUCACGAGCGUGCUCUACAACAACUACGCUCCUCCACCAGGUUUCUGUUUCGACAUCAUGUGCAGCGAUGAGCCAAUCAUAGAUGAUGAGCGUAGCCCAGAGUACAACGUGCCCCAAAGGGUGAAUGAGUUUGUAAGCUACGCAGCGAAACAGGCAGUCAGUUACACCACGAAUCACAUUGCUGUCACAAUGGGAGAGGAUUUUAACUAUCAAGAUGCCCACACGUGGUUUAAUAACCUGGACCGUCUCGUAAAGUACGUUAACCAGCGGGAGGACAGUGGACUGAACGUGGUAUACUCGACUCCUUCGUGCUACCUGAAGGCACUGAACGAUGCCAACCUCACGUGGCCCACGAAGGACGAUGACUUCUUUCCCUACGCCAGCGACCCACACUCGUACUGGACCGGCUACUUCACCUCGCGCCCCACCCUCAAGAGGUUCGAGCGUGUUGGCAAUAACUUUCUGCAGGUGUGCAAGCAACUGUACGCUCUGAGUGACCUUGGACCCGAAGACAAGGUCGACCUGAACGCCAUGCGGGAGGCCAUGGGCGUCAUGCAACACCACGACGCAGUGACCGGGACAGAGAAGCAGGCUGUGGCUCAGGACUACGCCCGCAUCCUGCACCUCGGCAUCGUGGAGUGUGACAUCAUCGCCAACGCUGCCUUCAACAAGCUGUUAUCACACUCUGGCCCGGGCGCGCCCCGCCGUGAUGAUCCGGUGGAGUUCUACUCCUGCAUGUUGCUGAACGUGAGCCAGUGCGAGCCCACCGAGGGGCAGGACAGCUUUGUGGUGACAGUGUACAACCCCCUCAGCCAGGCUGCGUCGCCGUACAUCCGCUUGCCCGUCACCGGCAAGGCCUACUCCGUCAAGGACCCCGACAAGAAAGAACAGCGCUCGCAAGUGGUGCCCAUCCCGGACGCAGUGCAGAGCAUCCCCGGAAGGUUCAGCCAGGCGACCAACGAACUGGUGUUCCGGGCCGUCAAUCUGCCGCCCAUGGGGUACCGCUCCUACUUUGUCUCACCCUCCAGCAGUACUGCCAGGGAUCCCCAGGUGUUCGUGCGGGACGGAGAGACAGUCACCAUUGGCAAGAGGGUGCGCGUGGUGCUGAACGCCACGACAGGGCUGGCGGCCAUGCAGGUGGGAGACUUGCCACUGCACCAGGACUUCUACUACUACGCUGGCUUCCAGGGGAACAACGAGGAGUUUGUCAACCGCUCCUCGGGAGCCUACAUUUUCCGACCCAAAGGCAGCGACCCCAUCAGGGUAGCUGCAAAAGUCCAGUCAAAAGUCUAUAAAGGUCCGCUGGUGGACGAGAUCCAUCAGGUGUUCUCUGACUGGGUCAGCCAGGUGAUUCGCGUCUACAAGGAAGAGAACCAUGUGGAGCUGGUGUGGCAGGUCGGGCCAAUCCCCAUCAAUGACUCGGAGAGCAAGGAGGUGAUAUCGCGCUUCAGCAUUGACCUGGCCACCAAUGGCACAUUCUACACGGACUCGAACGGACGGGAGCUGCUGGAGCGCCGGCGGGACGCGCGGCCCACCUGGCAGCUGAACAUGUCGGAGCCCGUGUCUGCCAACUACUACCCCGUGACGUCGAGGAUCCUGAUCCGGGACCCGGCCCGGAAUGUAGAGGUGGCCGUGUUGACGGACCGGGCCCAGGGUGGCUCCAGCCUGCGCGAAGGCCAGAUGGAGCUCAUGCUCCACCGUCGCUUGCUGCACGACGACGCUUUCGGGGUUGGGGAGGCUCUGAACGAGACUGCGUUCGGGAAGGGUCUGGUGGCCCGGGGGACACACUACGUGAUCGGAGGUGCCGUGUCGGGAGGCAGCCCCAGCCUCACCGCGCUCGAGCGGGAGCUGGCGCAGAGGAAGCUGCUGGAACCAUGGAUCUUCAUUUCCCCCGCCAAGAAGCUGCGGUUCAGGCAGUGGGCCUCCCGCCACAGGAUGGAGUUCUCGGGUCUGACGAAAGGAUUACCUUCCAACGUCCACGUUCUAACGCUUGAGCCAUGGAAAGGCCGGUCGCUGCUUGUUCGACUAGAGCACAUCUUGGAACAGACUGACGACUCCGUGCUGUCAAAGCCAGUCACCGUUAAUCUGCAGGACCUGUUCUCUCCGUUCACAAUUGUGUCUGCACGGGAGACAACUUUGGGAGCCAAUCAGUGGCUCGAGGAUCUUGAUCGGCUGUCGUGGAAGAAAGAAUCCAAUGACAUCAAUGCAGACUACAAAGAGGAACGACAGCAUUGGAAACCUCCUGUUGUUACUUUGUCACCCAUGCAAAUCAGAACCUUCAUAGUUGACAUCCAUUUCCACUAACAUGUUAUAAGUGCCCAGAUGUGCAUAAAUGGUUCGAGCAUUUUAAAACUGAAAUACCUAAUUAUAAUCAUGUGGGUGACUCGCCAUUGAUAUAUAGCUUUGUGUUUAAUGACUGAUUUCAUCUUUAUAGGGGAAAAAAGUAUAUAAUUUUUUUUAUCGCAUUCCUUAUAAAAAUUGUAAUGAAUAAUUAAAAUCACUUUAUAAAAAA